AUGCUUAGACCUAUUAAACAUCUUAGAUCAAUUAGAGCUAAGAGAUUCUUAUCAACUUGUGAAAGUUAUUUCCCUGAUGAACCCAAAGCUCCAAUUUUGAAAACCUCCACAAUUCCUGGUCCAAAAAGUGAACAAUUAAAUAAUGAAUUAGGUGAAAUAUUUGAUAACAGAGCUACUUACUUUGUUAGUGAUUAUUAUAAUUCUAAAGGUAAUUAUAUUUCAGAUGCUGAUGGUAAUUAUCUUUUAGAUGUUUAUGCCCAAAUUUCAUCUAUUGCUUUAGGUUAUAAUAAUCCUGAAUUGAUUAAAACUGCCAAAUCUGAUGAAAUGACUAAUGCAUUAAUCAAUAGACCAGCUUUAGCCUGUUUCCCAUCUACUGAUUAUGCUACUAUCUUAAACGAAGGUAUAUUAUCAGCUGCUCCAAAAGGUAUGAAUAAAGUAUGGACUGCUUUAUCAGGAUCAGAUGCUAAUGAAACUGCUUAUAAAGCUGCUUUCAUGUAUCAUCAUACUAAAAGAAGAAAUGGUGAUUUUUCAGCUGAAGAAUUAGAAUCAGUAAUGAAUAAUGAAUUACCAGGUGCUUCUGAUAUGGUUAUUUUAUCAUUCGAUAAAGGUUUCCAUGGUAGAUUAUUUGGAUCCUUAUCAACUACUAGAUCAAAAGCUAUUCAUAAAUUAGAUAUCCCAGCUUUCAACUGGCCAAAAGCUCCAUUCCCAUCAUUAAAAUAUCCAUUAAAUGAAUUUGAAGCUGAAAACAGACAAGAAGAAGAUAAAUGUUUACAAGAAUUUGAAAGCAUUAUCAAAUCUUAUAAUGGUAAAGUAGCUGCUAUGAUUAUUGAACCAGUUCAAUCAGAAGGUGGUGAUAAUCAUGCUACUCCAUAUUUCUUCCAACAAUUAAGAAAAAUCACCCAAGAUAAUGAUGUUUUAAUGAUUGUUGAUGAAGUUCAAACUGGUGUUGGUGCUUCAGGUAAAUUAUGGGCUCAUGAACAUUUUGAUUUACCAUCUCCACCUGAUAUGGUUACUUUCUCCAAGAAAUUCCAAGCUGCUGGAUUCUAUUUCAGUAACCCUGAAUUACAACCAAAUCAACCAUACAGACAAUUCAACACUUGGUGUGGUGAUCCAUCAAAAGCUUUAAUUGCUAAGACCAUUUAUCAAGAAGUUGUUAAACAUGAUUUAGUUAACAAGACUGCUUCAAUUGGUAAUUACUUAUUCUCCAACUUGAAAUCAUUAGCUGAAAAAUACCCAAUAUUAAACUUAAGAGGUGAAAAUUUCGGUACUUUUAUUGCUUGGGAUUGUAAAGAUGCUAAUGAAAGAGGUAAAUUAUUACUUUCCUUACGUAAUAAAGGUAUUAAUAUUGGAGGAUGUGGUGAUUAUUCAAUCAGAUUAAGACCUCCUUUGGUUUUCGAACAAAAACAUGCUGAUAUCUUCUUAUCAGCUUUAGAAGAUGCUUUAAAAGAAUUAUAA
This is a messenger RNA of Yamadazyma jaroonii, 1455 nucleotides long. The record is from the annotation of a GenBank genome assembly. Lineage: Eukaryota; Fungi; Ascomycota; Pichiomycetes; Serinales; Debaryomycetaceae.